This is a messenger RNA of Aspergillus puulaauensis, 1068 nucleotides long. Its product is annotated as protein HGH1. The transcript is spliced from 5 exons. The coding region runs from base 1 to 1068 and encodes 355 amino acids. Lineage: Eukaryota; Fungi; Ascomycota; Eurotiomycetes; Eurotiales; Aspergillaceae. The record is from RefSeq and is a predicted model, not a curated record.
AUGAAAACCGAACUGGACGAGCUGGUUGAAUUUCUUCAUCAUGGAAAUACUCAGAUCAGACAAAUCGCAUGCGAAAAUCUAGUAGGAUAUUCGACAUCUAAGCCUGAAAUUUUUAAAUGUCAUCAGCUCCUACCAAUACAGGAUUUGAAGCUCCUUGUUAGAGAUUAUACACCGAUUGCGAGUAAUGCCUUAACGAUACUUGUCAAUCUUUCCGGCGACCAGGAGGUACUGGAUAACCUUGCUAGUGACGAUGAUUUCAUAGAAACACUCCUCACGAAAGUAACUAAUAACAAGGAGCGAAAUGCGGAUGGCGUAGCCAUGCUAUUCGCCAAUCUUGGGAAAUCAGAGAAAAUAAAAAAACUCUUCUCCCUCAAGCGUCGGCCCGCUCAGCCCGUGUCUAGCUCUGUGUAUGCGGUGGAUCAGUUGAUGGAUUGUUUCGUCAAAGGCGCCGAGGGCGCACUCAACCAAUAUUCGGACUUCGACUAUCUAUCAUAUCUUUUUGCCGAUCUGUCGAAGCUGGAGGAAGGGCGCACUUAUUUUACGUCGAGGCAAGAUUACGAUGGAGUCGUGCCUGUGACAAAACUUACUGUCUUUACUGAGCAUCCGAGUACAGUCAGACGGAGGGGCGUCGCAUCGACCAUAAAAAAUGUUGCGUUCGAGAUACCUUUCCAUCCUACCCUCUUUUCCGAAGACGAGGCAAAUUUACUCCCUUAUGUACUUUUGCCUAUCAUGGGUCCAGAGGAGUACACCGAAGAGGAUUCUGCCGACAUGCUUCCGGACCUCCAGCUGCUUCCUCCCGACAAGAGGAGAGAGAGUGACAGCGGCAUAAUUGUAACCCAUCUUGAAACGCUGCUUUUGCUGACAACCAGCCGGGAAGGACGCGAAAAAAUGAGAGCUGUCGGUGUUUAUCCUGUAAUCCGAGAGUGCCACCUUCGCGUUGAUGAUGAUGGCGUCCGUGAGGCAUGUGACAGAUUGGUGCAGGUUAUCAUGCGGGACGAGGAAGAAGAUGGGGAUCCCCCUGCGGUGCAGGCUCACGAUGACGACCAGAAGGUUGUGGAAUUAUUCUAA